This is a messenger RNA of Rubroshorea leprosula, 1402 nucleotides long. Lineage: Eukaryota; Viridiplantae; Streptophyta; Magnoliopsida; Malvales; Dipterocarpaceae. The record is from the annotation of a GenBank genome assembly.
AGCAUUAUUGGAAUGCGAGUCCUCUAUGGAGCAUUGGCCGUUGAAUUUCUUAACCAUUACUCUCCUGCCUUUUAAAUAGUUGAUUGCACACCAAUCUUCGUCUUUUUCUCUCACGUUCAUUUUUGUGAUGUUUGAUACACUCUUUUAUGGUGAUUGUGAUCCAUUGACAUAUGAAGAAGCUAAUAAAGAAGAAAAGUGGCAAAAAGCCAUGCAGAAGAAAUUGGUUCUAUUAAAAGGAACAAGACUUGGGAGUUGACAGAUCUUCCAGAAUGGCAUAAAACGAUUGGUGUUAAGUGGAUUUACAAAACAAAGCUCAAAGAGAAUGGGGAGGUUGAUAAAUUCAAAGCUCGCUUGGUGGCAAAGGGUUACAAGCAAGAGUUUGGCAUUGAUUAUCAAGAGGUUUUUACUCCAAUUGCAAGGAUGGAUACCAUUAGAUUGGUGAUUGCAUUGGCAGCACAGAACUCAUGGCUGACCUACCAGUUUGAUGUGAAAUCGGCCUUAUUGCAUGGAAAUUUGCAAGAACAGGUAUUUAUUGAUCAACCUCUUGAUUAUGUAAAAUCUGGUUCUAAGCAUAAAGUUUACAAACUGAAGAAAGCAUUAUAUGGACUAAAACAAGCACCUAGAGCUUGGUAUAGUCGAAUUGAUGCUUAUUUCUUGAAGGAAGGUUUUCAAAAGUGCCUUUAUGAGCAUACACUUUACAUCAAAUUUGGAGAUGGAGAUUUUGGACUAUUCUACAAGAAGGGUGACCAGACAAAUCUCGUAGGUUUUACAGACAAUGAUUAUGCUAGAGAUUUGGAUGACAAAAAAAGCACUUCUGGGUAUAUUUUUAUGUUGGGAUCUGGUGUAGUUUCAUGGUCUUCAAAGAAACAGCCAAUUGUGACUUUGUCCACAACAGAAGCAGAGUAUGUGGCAGCGACUUCUUGUGCUUGUCAAGCUAUUUGGUUGAGAAGAGUUCUUGAAGAACUUGAGCUGAAUCAACAUGAGGCCACUUCAAUUUAUUGUGAUAACAAUUCAACUAUCAAACUUUUUGGAAAUCUGAUUCUGCAUGGGAGAAGCAAGCAUAUACAUGUGAGGUAUCAUUUCUUGUGCAACUUGGUAGAAGACGAAACAAUUGAGUUGACUUAUUGCAGAACAGAAGAUCAAGUGACUGAUAUAUUCACAAAACCCCUCAAACUAACAGUUUUUUCAAAACUGAGAGAGUUACUUGGUGUUUGCAGCAUGCAGAAUUCAGUUUGAGAGAAGAGAAGGAAGUGUACUUUUUUCCAUACGUUUGCUGUCGUAUUUGCAUGAUCAAAACGGAAUUGUUUUCAGGUAGUGAUCUUCAGCCCCCCAAAACGGUGCUUUCUUGAUGAAAACAUUCAUGAAGCUACAUUUGAAUUGUCAGUAAAAUUGAGAUUAUUCU